AUGGAGACUCUCCUCCGCCAGUCGCGGGCCAUGUGUCCGUUCCUGAACAAGACGUCGCCCGCCACCCUGCGCUCCAUGUCCACCAGCACCACCAUGCAGCACGCUGCUCCCGGUGGCGGUGCCAUGAGCAACCUCCAGAUCAUCGCCCGCCGCUGCCCCGUCAUGGGAAAGGCUUUGUCCGUCCAGAGCGCCCGCAAUGGCAACUCCGCCCUCGCCGGUGCUUUUGGUGGCUGCCGCGCCUACCACGCCAAAGUCCCACGAGCCAACUUGCACACAACCCGACCCAACGAGGCCCAAGCUGUCGAUGUCCACCAGAUUCGCCGCGACCAUCCUCCCUAUAGCCCACCGAAUGCGAGAUCUGCUGCGACUCCCACGCCGAACAGAGAAACCCUCUCCACCCCGCCACCCCCACCGCAGGCUGCUCGGUUUGAUUACGAGGGGUUCUACCAGAAUGAGUUGGACAAGAAGCACAAGGACAAAUCUUACCGCUACUUCAACAACAUCAACCGUUUGGCGCAGGAGUUCCCCAAGGCACACAUGGCGACCAAGGAAGAGCGUGUGGAUGUUUGGUGCUCGAAUGACUACCUUGGAAUGGGUCGCAACCCACAGGUUUUGAAAAAGAUGCACGAGACGUUGGAUAUGUACGGUUCUGGCGCUGGUGGCACACGUAACAUUUCUGGACACAAUCAGCACGCCAUGGCAUUGGAAGGCACUCUGGCCCAACUCCACGCCAAGGAGUCUGCCCUUGUCUUCUCCUCAUGCUACGUUGCCAACGAUGCUACACUGGCGACUCUUGGAAGCAAGUUUCCCAACUGUGUGAUUCUGAGCGACAGCAUGAACCAUGCAUCCAUGAUUCAGGGCAUCCGCCAUUCCGGAGCGAAGAAGCUGGUGUUCAAGCACAACGAUACAGCCGACUUGGAGAGCAAGCUGGCUUCGCUUCCCGCAGAUGUGCCCAAGAUAAUUGCUUUUGAGAGCGUGUACAGCAUGUGCGGCAGCAUUGGACCGAUUGAAGAGAUUUGCGAUUUGGCCGAGAAGUAUGGAGCGAUCACUUUCCUCGAUGAAGUCCAUGCUGUUGGAAUGUACGGGCCAAACGGCGCUGGAGUUGCUGAGCAUCUCGACUACGACGUAUACGCGAGCGGCACGAACACCAAGGGCACCGUCCAGGACCGUGUUGACAUCAUCACUGGCACUCUGGGCAAGGCUUACGGAUGCGUUGGUGGAUACAUUGCGGGCUCCGCAAAGAUGGUGGAUACUGUCCGAUCAUUGGCUCCAGGUUUCAUCUUCACAACUUCCCUCCCACCAGCGACCAUGGCAGGUGCCAAGACUGCCAUUGAGUACCAGAUGGCUUACCAGGGCGACCGCCGUCUGCAACAGCUCCACACUCGGGCAGUCAAGUCUGCACUUGAGGAGCGCGAUAUUCCGGUCAUGCCAAACCCUUCGCACAUCAUUCCAGUUCUCGUUGGCAAUGCCGAGCUUGCCAAGAAGGCAUCUGAUCUCCUUCUCGAGAAGCAUCAAAUCUACGUCCAGGCCAUCAACUAUCCCACCGUUCCAGUCGGCCAGGAGCGUCUCCGCAUUACCCCAACCCCAGGCCACGUCAAGGAGUUCCGCGAGCAUCUCGUAGGCGCACUCGUGAGUGUCUGGGAUGAGCUUAGUCUCAAGCGCACCUCUGAGUGGGCUGCCGAGGGUGGCUUUAUUGGUGUUGGAGAGAAGAACGCGCCUGCUGUCGAGCCUAUGUGGACUGAUGAGCAGCUCGGCCUCAAGGACAUCGCCCGUGAGAUGAAGCAGGAGGGUGCCCACGGUGUCCUUGAGCGUGUUCUCGAUUUCGAGAGACGCCAAGCUCAGGCCGUCGCCGCGGCUGCUUAG
This is a messenger RNA of Zasmidium cellare ATCC 36951, 1863 nucleotides long. RefSeq lists its product as uncharacterized. Lineage: Eukaryota; Fungi; Ascomycota; Dothideomycetes; Mycosphaerellales; Mycosphaerellaceae. Gene Ontology annotation, molecular function: pyridoxal phosphate binding; 5-aminolevulinate synthase activity. Gene Ontology annotation, cellular component: mitochondrion. The transcript has a single exon. The coding region runs from base 1 to 1863 and encodes 620 amino acids. The record is from RefSeq and is a predicted model, not a curated record. Gene Ontology annotation, biological process: heme biosynthetic process.